Symbiodinium sp. CCMP2592 is the source of this 885-nucleotide messenger RNA. The record is from the annotation of a GenBank genome assembly. NCBI's taxonomy places the organism in Eukaryota, Dinophyceae, Suessiales, Symbiodiniaceae.
AUGGUAGUUGAUGCCUUGAACAAAGCUCUCGGUGACAGAGGCCUCCAUGGCAAUGUCAGGCAUGUUUUUCAGGCUGAGUUGGACAAGGAGAAGAGGUCAUACCUCUUGAAGCACCAACAAGUUCCUGCAGUCUUCGGAGAUGUGUGCGAGGUUGCCACCGGGUCGUCAUUUGAGCACCGGACGUGUCAGUCUCUGCAAGUACCUGGUUGUGAUAUUCUUGUGGCAGGGUACUCAUGCAAGGAUCUGUCCGGCCUGAAUAACAAACCAGCUGCGAUCCAUGAUACUUCACGAGGGUCAGGUCAGACUUUGCAAGCCGCUCUGUCAUACGUCAGUCGCUAUGAACCGGCCAUCGUCGUCUUGGAGAAUGUCAAGACUAUGUACUGCGUCCGCUCCAUGGACCAGGGUCAGAAACCUAUGGCGUACCUCACAGCGCAGAUGAAGUCCAAGGGCUAUGUCGGCCCGGAACCGCAAAUGUUGCUCAACAGCUUCGACUUCGGGCUUCCUCAGUCGCGGCCACGUGCCUGGAUGGUUUUUUUCCACACUGGAAAGGUAAAGGGGGCGGAGACACUGGUGCAACGUCUUCCUGACCGAGUUUGCUCGCUUCGGCAUCAACCACGUCCCCUGAAGGAAGUGCUUGCUGACGAUGAAAUGGAUGUCGUGUCCGACUUCGCCUUCGUGACAGCUUCAAGCCCUGAAGUCCAGGAUGCUCUACUCCAGGCAAAACACUCAGGGCCCAAGUGGGUGGACCUCCUGGCUGCCUUCAUGGAAGAACACCAAAUUUCAGAGCAGGAGUUGGGCCAGAAAAUUGCUGAACUGUACCGGACACUGACUUCAACCACCUUGACCUCGAUGCCAGCAUCUUUCCGGCAAUUCGUCGGUCGGUAG